Dissoconium aciculare CBS 342.82 is the source of this 2565-nucleotide messenger RNA. RefSeq names its product TPR-like protein. NCBI's taxonomy places the organism in Eukaryota, Fungi, Ascomycota, Dothideomycetes, Mycosphaerellales, Dissoconiaceae. The transcript is spliced from 3 exons. Gene Ontology annotation, molecular function: protein binding. Bases 157 to 2436 code for a protein of 759 amino acids. The record is from RefSeq and is a predicted model, not a curated record.
AUUUAUUGCAACCAGUUUUUAAUCUUUCGUUUGAGAGUCCUCUCCCCGCAACCAUACGAAAUCUGGUACGCAAAUUACAUCAGCUUCGGCUGCAGUAUCGAAGGAAUUCGGGGGAAUUCGAAAGAAUAAGCUGCCCACACACCCGGGGUCAAUUCGAUGCCGUCGCUGUUCACGUUCAAGAAAAAUUCUAGCACCAGCACCAGCACUCCCGACAAACGUCCACCAUCAUCUUCUACCACACCUUCCUCCUCUGCGAAAGCACCAAGGCCCGACUCGCGUGGCAAGCCCACACGACCCUCUCUCGACACAAAAUCCACUGCGUCAAAAUUGCGGGAUCGUGAACGGCGGCCCAGCUCACCACGUUCGUCAUUGUCCUUUCGCUCCUCCCGCCGCUCGCCGGAUGAGGACUCACACCCGCUGAAUUUGCACCCGGACGAACUUCGUCGCAUGAGCACGCGUUCCGCUAUGAGCAGUCCACGAGAAGAACGUGAGCCCAAUAUGGCUGCUGCGUCAGAUCCCGAGCCCAUGGAGACAACACCUGCUCCCGAGGAACCCCGCACCACACCUGCCACCAACGGCGUCAACGGGGAACACAGCAAGGGAGAAGAAGAGAAUCGACCGAAACCUCCUCCCCACCGAACGCCGACAAGCCCACCUCCCAAACCUGCGAAUCGGCCUGAAGAUGCGGAAACAUUCAAGGCAGCAGGCAAUAAGUUUUACAAAGCCGGGCAGUAUGGAAAUGCCAUUGAUGAGUAUACCAAAGCCAUCGAUGCCAAUCCACAAUCGUCCACCUAUGUCUCCAACCGCGCGGCAGCCUAUAUGGCUGCAAACCGAUUCGUCGAGGCUUUGGAGGACUGCAAACUCGCCGAUGAACUAGAGCCGAACAGUGCAAAAAUCCUACAUCGAUUGGCCAAGGUUUACACAUCAUUGGGUAGACCACAAGAGGCUCUCGACGUGUACGAUCGGAUGCAGCCGCCCGCGACGGCCAAAGAUAAGGCGGCUGCUGUAAACAUGCAAUCACACAUCACUCAAGCGCAGGACAGCUUGGCAAACGGGACGAGUGGGUCAAUGGUGCUAUACGCAUUAGAUCAGGCGGAGAAAGGCUUGGGAUCGACUGUGGCCCCUCCACGGAAAUGGAGGCUGAUGCGAGGCGAUGCAUUCCUGCGGAUAGGCACGAUCAAUAGUCUAGGAGACGCACAGAACGUGGCAAUGAGCUUACUGCGCAACAACAAUGCCGACCCGGAGGCAUUGGUCCUGCGUGGCCGCGCUUUGUACGCUCAAGGCGAGAACGAUAAGGCAAUUCAACAUCUCCGGCAAGCGCUCUCGUGCGAUCCUGAUUAUAAAGAUGCCGUCAAAUAUCUGCGAUUGGUGCAAAAGCUUGAUAAGAUGAAGGAGGAGGGUAAUGGACACUUCAAGGCGGCAAGGUACCAGCAGGCAGUUGAUGUCUACACUGCUGCGCUCGAGGUGGACCCGUUAAACAAGAGCACAAAUUCUAAGAUCCUCAACAACCGCGCCAUGUGCUACUCUAAACAAAAAGAGUGGACGUCUGCGAUCGCUGAUUGCGACAAAGCUAUCCAGCUCGAUCCAAGUUACACCAAAGCACGAAAGACUCGUGCCAAGGCGCUGGGUGAGGGCGGAAAUUGGGAGGAAGCUGUACGGGCAUACAAAUCCAUUGCUGAGCAGAACCCUGAGGAGCCAGGCAUCGCCAAGGACGUACGUUAUGCCGAACUCGAGCUCAAGAAGAGCUCGCGGAAGGAUUACUACAAAAUUCUAGGAAUCGAUAAGGAUGCCAACGAGACGGGUAUCAAAAAGGCCUACCGAAAACUCGCAGUCAUUCAUCAUCCGGACAAGAAUCCAGGCGACCCCGAUGCGGAGAACCGAUUCAAGGAUAUUCAGGAGGCGCACGAAACGCUGAUCGACCCGCAGAAGCGGGAGCGGUAUGACUCUGGAAUAGAUCUUAUGGAUCCUCACGAGCAACAUGGGUUCGGUGGCGGGGGAUUUGGUGGCAUGGGUGGCGGUGUUCAAAUCGAUCCUGAAAUGCUGUUCAACAUGAUGGGCGGCGGUGUUCGGCGGUGGAGGUGGAUUCCCAGGAGGAAUGGGCGGUGGACGUGGCGGAUUCCCAGGUGGAGGCUUCCCUUUUGGUUAACGCGGAUGAGGUGCGCAGAUGGACGAUUCGGAAUCGAUCUGCGUCGGAGCACGGCGCGUGCUCUGACGAGCCACGUUAACGAUCAUCUGGAACGCCCAUGUCUGCCGAUGCAUCACUGUAUCUGUAAGGAUGAGCACCACGGCCAAUUAUGGUCAUCGCGGUUGGAUAUGAGUAUCAUCGAGUUCCGCAAGGGGCAGGAGGCGGCUCUGCUCGCAGUCAAGCAACUCCGGCAUCGCUGGGUAACAUUUAGAGGGCGGGCGGCGGAGCUGAUAAUCGGCCUGAUGACUUGACGAUACAACGAUGGGAGGGGGCUAACGAGCCCCUUCGCUGGGGGAACCCGGGUGUCAGUUGUCGGUGAAAGGACAGCCGAUUUCCUUCUGUCGCUCCCUACCUAAGAGCUAUGCAACAACACUUUAGAU